GGGGUGUUAGCAGUGGGGAAACACUCUUUUCACGCCACUUCGAUAGUGACUUCUUCGUAGCAGGUUAGAAUUUACGCUGCAGGUUAGGAGAACGAAUUUAGCAUGUUAGGAAACUGGAGAAGGUGAUAUCGUAAAGCAGAAAGUGUCGUAAACCAGGUGCAGAGGAGGGAGGGAGGGAGGUGGAGUGGAGAGAGGAGUGGGGUACGGGGGGAGGCGGCGAGAGAGGAGGUGACUCGCCCCGGCAGGCAUUAUUCAGACAGAGCGAAAGGAUCAUGGCGGAUGGCCCCAGGUGUAAGCGCAGAAAACAGGCGAACCCGAAGAGGAAUAACGUAACAAAUUACAACAAUGUUGUGGAGGGCCAGUCAGACUCUGAUGAUGAGGACAAGCUACACAUAGUGGAGGAAGACCCUGAUGGUGACAGCACGGUGCCAGAAGACGCCUCAGUAGUAUUAACCCAGAACGGUACAGAGACUCACCAAGACACCUGGGAUGGAGUGAAGGAGGACUGUGGCUCUGAAGAGGAGGAUGAGGAGGAAGGGGAAGAGGGGGAGGAGGGGGGUAAGGAUGCCCUGGUAGAGGAGAUGCUACAGUUGGGGGAUACAGCGGUCAUCUACCCCGAAGCUCCAGAGGACGAGCAGAAGAGCAUGCCUGAGAGACGGGUCCCAGACGAGAAUGGCACGCCAGACGCUCUUUCCCAGCUCCUGACCUGCCCGUACUGCUCGCGGGGCUACAAACGCUGCACUGCCCUGAAGGAGCACAUCAAGCUGCGCCACGAGAAGAGUGAGGACAACUUCAGCUGCUCCCAGUGCAGCUACACCUUCGCCUACCGCACACAGCUGGACCGUCAUAUGACCCAACACAAGACUCAACACAAGGAACCUGUACAGCGCCACAUGCCCCAAACCACGACAACAACAGGGGGGAAUAGGAAGUUCAUGUGUACAGAGUGUUCCAAGGCGUUUAAAUACAAGCACCACCUGAAGGAGCACCUGCGUAUUCACAGCGGAGAGAAGCCAUACGAGUGCCACAAUUGUAAGAAGCGAUUUUCCCACUCCGGGUCCUACAGCUCCCACAUCAGCAGUAAGAAGUGUGUUGGCAUGGUGCCUGUCAACGGUACCCCCCGACCAGUCAUGAAGGCCUCCCAGACCCCCACCACCCAGAACCAGCUUUCCGGCACUGCCCCCGUAGCCCCUACCCGACUGCUCCUCCGGGGGGAGAAGACAGAUGGCAAGCCCCUUCAGGAGCAGCUCCCCGUCAACCAGAUCAAAUCAGAGCCGGUGGAAUAUGAGUACAAGCCGGUGGCAGUGGGGCCUAACGGGGCAGCAGGGACUAACGGGACAGUGUUUACCGGUGGCAUGGCGGUACCCCAGGGCACGGUCCAAGCGGUGGUACUGCCCACCGUUGGUUUGAUGUCUCCUAUAAGUAUUAAUCUCAGCGACCUGCAGAACGUACUCAAGGUGGCCAUGGAUGGGAACGUGUUUCGCCAGGUGCUGGGGACGGCCAACGGGCUGGUGACGUCCAAGCAGGGGGUGGUGGGGCAGGCUGGGCAGCAGGUCAUCUCAGCCAUCAGCCUCCCUGGCUUCGUGGACCAAGACGGAACCACCAAGAUCAUUAUUAACUACACCCUGGAGCCCAGCUUGGCCCAACAGCCCAGCGCACCUCAGCUCCUCAAGAAGGAACCUCUCCCUGCCCCCACCACCACAAACACACAGCCAGCCUCCAAAGUAACAGAGAAACUCAUCCAGGACCUCAGCAUCAUCAAGACCGAGCAGCCCGACUCUGAGUCUGAGAAGGAGAUGGAGAAAGAGGAGGCUCAGACCGAGGCAGAGCAGAGUAAGGAGGGUGAAACACCAAAGGCCCAGACAGGCAAGACAACAUGUCUGCUGUGUGAUGACUGUCCUGGUGGUUUGGAUGCACUACACAUGCUCCAGCACUGUAAACCUACCAAUGGGGAGGGGGGUGACGGCAGCCCCCUGGACCCCUCUAUCGCCGCCCUGCUGGCAGAAGCAGGGAUAACACCAGGCCAGCCCCCUCUGAAGAACCUGCUCUCCCUCCUCAAGGCCUACUUUGCCUUAAACGCAGAGCCCACCGAGGAAGAGCUGACCAAGAUCUCUGACAACGUCAGCUUGCCCGUGGACAUAGUCAAGAAAUGGUUUGAGAAGAUGCAGUCCGGUCAGAUUACUGUCGAGCCCCCUGGUUCCUUUUCCCCUCUACCUUCAACAGGUCCUAGCACAGAGACCCAGGCGGCCCAAGAGAAGAGCGGAGAGCAGACAGAGGAGCAACUCGCCUCGGCCCAAACCCAGGAGACAUCAUCUUCCCAACCUCCCAACAGUUCCCCUGCCUCGACCUCCGCCUCCCCCUUGGUCUCAGCCUCGGCUCCCUCACCACUAAACCUCUCCUCCAGCGGCCGGGUCAUCGUGAAAACGGAGGAGGACUCAGAGGGCGAGUCUCAAGAUCUUCCCCUGGACCUGUCCCUUCCCAAGCAGCCCCAAUCAGAGCCCCAGGUCCCCCAUGUCCCCCAGGAGCAACCCCUCAACCUCACCUGUUUGAAGAAGGAAACGUCCCAUCCCCAGCUCCAGGCCCAGCUCCAACCCCAGCUCCCAGGGUUCCAAACCCAGCUCCAGUCCCAGCUCCAACCCCAGCUCCAAGCCCAGAUCCAGGCCCAGCUCCAACCCCAGCUCCAGGCCCAGCUCCAACCCCAGCUCCAGACCCAGCUCCCAGGAUUCCAAACCCAGCUCCAGGCUCAGGGAACCACCAACACCAUCUACGUCACUUCCCCCCCGCAGAUGGCCACCUCCAGCCCGGUUAACAUCAUGACCACCCAGCUAGUAGCCAUCACCAACCAGGGCAGCGGUGUGCCCUGUCUCAGGGCCAUCUCCACUGGCACCACCAAACGGACUAUCCUCAUCCCCCAGCUUACCUACACAUACACCACUAAAGCAGGCAGCAACGCCACUGGGGCCGACGGAGCCCAGAAGACCGUCAUACUCAACGGCUGCCAGGAGGAGGAGAAGGCUGACACCAGUUCAGAGAGCGUGUCGGCGGUAGAGGAGCAGAAUGACUCGGACUCAGCCCCUCCACAGAAGAAGAUGCGUCGGCUGGAGAGUGGCAUGUAUGCCUGUGACCUAUGUGACAAGAUCUUCCAGAAGAGCAGCUCCCUGCUCAGGCAUAAAUACGAACACACAGGAAAACGUCCACACGAGUGUGGCAUCUGCAACAAAGCCUUCAAACACAAGCACCACUUGAUAGAGCACACGCGUCUGCACUCCGGAGAGAAGCCCUACCGGUGUGACAAGUGUGGCAAGUGUUUCUCCCACUCGGGCUCCUACUCCCAGCACAUGAACCACCGAUACUCAUACUGCAAGAAGGAGCCCCAAGGAGAUCAUCAGGUGGGGCAUCGGCUCAGGAUGACCCCCGAAAUGAGCUCCCAAGCAGAGGAGCAGCAGUCAGAUAGCCGGCCCACCUCCCCUCCCUCCCAACUGGACUCAGACGAGAGGGAGAGUGAGGAGGAGCUGGAGGAAGAGGAAGGAGAGGAGGAAGGCAUGGAAGCCAUGAGCAUGGACGACAUACGGGUGGUGCAGGUGGGCGAGGAUGAUGAAGAGAGUGAAAUCUACGAGGAGGAGGAAGAAGGGAGCAGAGAGGAGGAGGCACAGCAGGAAGAGGAGGAGGGACAGCAGGAAGAGGAGGAGGCACAGCAGGAAGAGGAGGAGGCACAGCAGGAAGAGGAGGAGGAAGAAGGGAGCAGAGAGGAGGAGGCACAGCAGGAAGAGGAGGAGGGACAGCAGGAAAAUAAGGAGGAAGGGAGGAGAGAGGAAGAGAAGUAUGUACAGCAGGAGCAGGUGUGUGAGGAAGAGGAGGAAGGGAGAAGAGAGGAGGAGGAAGAAGGGAGGAGAGAGGAGGAGGCACACCAGAAGGAGGGGGAGGAAGAGGAAUGGAGGAGAGAGGAAGAGAGCAGAGAGGAGUCUGUACAGCAGGAGAAAGAUGUGUAUGAGGAAGAGGAGGAGGAGGAGAUGGAGGUACAGGUGAUGGGAGAUGGGGAGGGGGAGGAAGGAGAGGCAGAGAAGGAAACUGUGGUAACAGAGAAGGCUAAGGAAACAGAGGACAAAGAACUGCAUGUGGACAAGGAGAACAUUACAGAAACAUUAGAAAAUGGACAGAAAGAAACAGAGGAAAACAAGAUGAACAGUGAAUGAAAAAUACAUUUUGUGUUGAAAAUGUCAAAUAGCAGGACAGGAAAAUAUUGUCUUGUUGUCAAAAGAAGAAACAAAACAAACAUGGCUGCCAUGUUGAUGCUGUGUUGUCGGUCCACUACUGUGUUCAAACCCAGGUGUGCCUGAACUAGACAAAAAAGAAGUGACUUUUAUUUGUGGAAAAAAAUCAGUGUUACUUAGACCUUGUUUAUAGAAGUAUUAUACAUUUGAAAAGAAGGAAGAAGAAAAACACCCAUGGACAUUUGUUACUGAGAGUGAGACAUCCGAUCCCAGGUCAUUUCUGUUCGUCAGUGUUAUUACUCAUUUUGCAGCUCAUGUUUUAACCUUUUAACCUGUACAGUUGAAGAAAGAUUUCUAUACCUUUUUAUUGCCAAAUGAUGGUGUUUGCUAAAAUCAGUAUUUUAUUGAGUUGUAAAAAAACAAAACAUCUGCACUACAGUAUUCCUGGUUUACCUAUGGAUAAAACAUGCCUCAUGAUGUGUUGUUCACCCUUUAGUAUGAUUAUGUACACACUAGCUAUAGAUCUUCUUUAUGUUAGCUAACCUUAGCAUAGCAUUUUGUUUUAAGUUGGAUUGUUAGCCUUAAGAAGAAAAGAGGAUUCUGGGCUAUGGGUGGGAAGGGGUUAGCCUGAGUUCUGAGUGUUUGUUCUAUCAUGUUAACUCCUUGUCACUCAUUGUCUUGCCAUGUUUGGCUUGUCAAGGACAGCAAUGGAAUUGGCAAGAGCACAAACAGAUCUGGGACCAGGCUAGGGAGAGUGAGAGGGUGAGAGGGUGGGGAUGAUGAUGUGGCAUCUGAUGCCAUAACCAAACUGUCCUAUCAGGGAAGGUGUCACAACCUCAAAUCCAGCAUUCUUACCAUGCUCCUCCUUGGUCGCGCCCCAAUAAUCUCUCCUUCCUGAAGUGUGAACUUGUUUACUACUCCCCACAAAUUGAAAAGCAUUGGAUUGGUGUAGGCAUGGGCUAAACUACAAGAAGUUUCCACAAUAUUUGGUAUACUAGUCAUUUCCUUUCAAAUCCAUGAAGGGAAGAGAACAAGUGCGCACGUUUGGAGAAAGGUUUGAUUAUUGGGACACCCCUUGUUUUCGGUUAGGUUAGUUGUUAAUCAAUGAUCAUCAGUGUUAUAGGGUCAUAUGAAGCAGGAGGGGGGCAGUUCUGCAUUGUACCCCACCCCAAUGCCUCCAGCCUUAUGCAAGACCAGUCCUGUGUGCUGUAAGUGCCAUUGAACAGUGUUAUUUUUACUUCACGGAUGUAGCCAGUACAUCUUUCAAUCUGCGCAAGGCCCAUAUUGAAUAAUGUUUGUUUACUUGCUUGGACACAUUUUUUUGUUAAAUAGUGCUUCAUCCCAAAUGGCACCAUAUUCCCUAUUGGUGCACUAUAGGGCUCUGGUCCAAAGUACUAUACUAUGUAGGGAAAAAGUGGCCAUUUGGGACGCGGACAAUAGCACGAAUAAGGAAUCUUUCAUGUGACAAAGUGACAAAGAGUAUAAGAUGGAUGGGAAAGGUUUUUACUGUGUUUAAGGGGAUUUUCCUGUGUUGGAGCGUCAGCCAUUAUUAGUUGAGUGCACUUGUUUUAAAAAAUGGUGGCAAACUAACCCUCACUUCAGGUAACAAAUGUUAGUGAAUAUGGUCCCUGUGUUUUAUGACGUGUUUCAGUUGAUUUGACCUAACAGUGUUACUUCAUUAUUUUUCAGUUUGGCUUUAGUAUUUUUCAUGUGUGCAUUUGGCAGUAUUAGUACCCUUGUCACUGAUGAAAGUGUACCUAUUUAGUUUUUAGAGGACUUUUUAUAUUUAUGUGUCUUAUUUUUAUAUUUCUUUAUGGUUAUUUAUUACACACAUUGUAGUGUACAAUACUGUAGUUUGAAUUGAUACAAUAAUAAUAUAUUUUAGUAUGAAAAAUGAUUUGAAGGUCAAUGAAUCCAGAGCGGUCAGAAGUACAGCUCUAGGAGUCAUGAAGUUUGUUUUCAAAAAAGCAACCUGAAGUAUUACGUCAACAUGAUGUCUGUUUAAGCUGUAAAAAAAGAACAAGAAAAGACACAAAUGAAGAGAGAAAUGAGAAGUGUUCCAUGUGCAUCCAUCAUCAGACGAGUUGGUUAGACUGACCUUGUCCUUAAUUUGAUAUGAAUCUACUGAAAACUAACUGUGUGACUAAAUGCAUGAGUCCUCGCUGUUGUUAUGAAGAUAUACGUAACUCCCUUUUUUUGUCAACAUACUCUUUUUCUUUCAGUUUUGUGCCAAUUUGUUACAUUGCUGUUAUAUGUCAGAGGCUACUCUUUGUUUUAUACAUUUCCUGUUUAAUCUGUCUGUUUUUAUAGUUGUUUUUUUAUGACCCCACCAUCACAAUAAAAUACAAGAAAGCA
Oncorhynchus tshawytscha (Chinook salmon) is the source of this 6566-nucleotide messenger RNA. Its product is annotated as zinc finger E-box-binding homeobox 1. Bases 273 to 4193 code for a protein of 1306 amino acids. Gene Ontology annotation, molecular function: DNA-binding transcription factor activity, RNA polymerase II-specific; RNA polymerase II cis-regulatory region sequence-specific DNA binding. NCBI's taxonomy places the organism in Eukaryota, Metazoa, Chordata, Actinopteri, Salmoniformes, Salmonidae. The transcript has 9 exons. The record is from RefSeq and is a predicted model, not a curated record. Gene Ontology annotation, biological process: regulation of transcription by RNA polymerase II; anatomical structure development.